ACGCCCAAGUCAGGGAAGAUAGGGCCCGGGCUGGGUGGUGGCUGGAAGGAGCUCUGAGGUGAGGGGAGGAGCCACGCGGAUGCAGGCAGGAAGAGCACGCUCCAGGCAGAGGGCAUGACCAGGACAACAGCCUGAAGUGGGAACGAGCUCUGGAAGGACAGUGAGGCUGACUCGGGGCUGCAGGUGACAGAUCCAGAGCCUGAGCAAGAACCGGAGCGAGCAGACCCGGCAGCCCCCAGCAGGAUGAAGGCACCCGCGGCUCUCCUGCUGGCCCUGCUGCUUUGUGGGCAGCCAGGCACCGGGCGGGCGCAGGACGAGGAGGAGGAGGAGCACGCGGACGUCGGCCCGGAGGGCUAUGAUGACGACGACGACGAGGAGGGGCAGGAGGCCAGUGUGGCUGCAGGGCUGCUGCAGUGUUAUGCCUGCCAGUCCCUGUACAGGGGGGAGCGCUGCAAGCAAGUUCAGAACUGCGUCCACGGCCACAGCUUCUGCAAAGCCAUCAUGUCCCACGGGAACACGGAGUCGGGUCCUCUGACCACCUACUCUGCAUGGUGUGCAGACACGUGUCAGCCCAUCACCAAGACACUGGAGGGGACCCUGAUGACCCUGACCUGUUGCCAGUCCACCCUCUGCAACAUCCCACCCUGGCAGGAGCCCCCAGGCAGCGGAGCCGGUAGCCCCCAGGGCAGCCCCGCGAUGGUGGCCGCCACUCUCCUGCUCAGCCUCCUUCCCGGCCUUCAGGCCAUGGGGUCCUGAAUGGGUGGUCCCACCCCCACCCCACUCACACCCUGGAUGGCCAGCACUCUGUCCAGUGCCUUACCCACCUGGCUCCCCACCCCAGCUCUGAUGAAUAAACUUGGAACACCUUUAGUGAUCCGGCCAA
Molecule: messenger RNA, 883 nt
Organism: Zalophus californianus (California sea lion)
Lineage: Eukaryota; Metazoa; Chordata; Mammalia; Carnivora; Otariidae
Gene: GPIHBP1
Product: glycosylphosphatidylinositol anchored high density lipoprotein binding protein 1
Exons: 5
Coding region: 244-756 (170 amino acids)
Molecular function (GO): acetylcholine receptor inhibitor activity
Source: RefSeq, a predicted model, not a curated record